AUGUCUGACUCAAAUACAAUAGGAGAUUCUAGCUCUCGAGACUUUUCAUCAUCUCCUUCACCAACAAGUUCAUCCACACAACUUCUAUCAAGUGCACAAAUUACAAGGAGACAAUCUCAAAAAUCUCAAGAUGAAUUAAAAAAGGCUAAAAGAAAAUCAAAUGCUUAUAUGGCUGCCGAAGCUGUUCAGCAUGAACGUGAAGCUGUCACUGCUUUGAAAAGAUUAUCCAUUGGAAGAAGUUCCAUCAAUAUAGAUCCAGAUUUACCAUUUGGGGUUGAUGGUGAUUUCAAUUAUAAUGAUUAUAACAACCGUAAAAGUCAUCAUAGAAGGAAAAGUUCACAAGAUUCUUCAUCUUCAUCUACAACAGCUUCAUCGCUUGAUGAUAGAGAGAAAACAUUAAUAGAUGAUCAAGAUGAUUCAACUAGUGUGCCACAAGGUGAUGAAGAAGAUGAACAUUUAAAAUUGAAUGCUGAAAAAUUGUUAUGGGUUCCCGCAAAAUCACAUCCAAGUAUUGCUCCAGAUCAGUUCCGUCGCCAUGUUCAGUCCACAAUAGAUGAUAUGAAUAAUCAACUUGGUGAUAGAUCGCCAGUUCAUUCUUUAUCAACAAGAGACUCGAUACCGUCUUUAAAAGAGUUGACUGAUGAAUUAGAUAGAUUAUCAGAAAUGGCUGGAUUAGCUGCUACAGACGCUGUUACACUAGCAAGAAGUUUAUCAUCAGCAUCAGGUGCUUCAGGAUUAUUGAUGAAUAGCGAUGCUGAUAGAUUCUUUCAAGAAUCAACAACAUCCCCAACAUCUCCACCUUUACAAGAUGAAGGUACUGAUCGUCGUCCUUCUCAAGAAGAUAUUGAUCAAGAUGCUCCUAUUUUAUCAGAUGGUUCAUCAAGUUUGAAAAGAAAUAAAUGGACUACUUAUAGUCGAAGUAAUAGAUUGGGUAAAGAUAAAUUGAAAAAAUCACCAAAAUCACCACUAUCUGAUGAACAUCAAUUCCCCAGCCAACAACAACAACCUACAUCACCAAAUCUUGAUAAAGAAUUACCACCAAGUCCUAAAGAUGCUGUCCCUGAAAGAGCAAUACCUCUUCAAAAUCCAAUAGAGCAACAAAAAUUGGCUGAACGAAGAGGAAGAUCAAAUUUAUCAAGAUCACAAUCAGAUAGUUUACCUAAAAGAACCAAUCAUUCUAGAAAUAGACAUGCUGGAUCUUUAAUAACAAUGGAAAAUGAUGAACAAAAACCACAUCCUCAACACAAACUACCUGAGAAGGAUAAUCAUCAUUAUCAACGACGUGUUGUUUCAAAUGAUUCAUACCCUAAAACACACUCCAAUUUACAUCAAGUUCAACAACGCCCACAACUUUCACCAAAACCUUUGCAACCAACACCAUCAAAAGAACAUCACAAACCAGAACAAGUUGUGGCUCAACAACCUGAAAAAACUAAAAAGGACAAUUCAUUUCUCAAGAUGUUUAAAAAGAAAAGAUCACCAUCUCCAAAAAAUCAAAAGACAUUAGAUUCAAGAGAUAUAUCAUCAAGUAAACAGUUUACUAAUGAUGAAAAUCAUCCACCAUCUCCUCAAGAGUCACAAUUUCCUCAAAAUCAUUAUCAUCAACAACAAUCCACGCCAUCAGCAUCCAUACAAAAUAUCAAUCAUCAACCUUCACAACCACACCAAAAGAGACCAUCACUAAGACCUUCAAGAACCUCAACUUUCAAGUUUACAAAACAAUCCAAGAGUGAAACUAAAGAAAAAUUACAAAAAUCACCUUCAAAAGAUUCGAAACUACAAGAAUCUGUCAAAAUUAUACCUCAAAAGAAGGAUGACUCUGCAAUAUCACCAACAUCAGCUUCACAACAAUCAUCAUUCCAUCAACAAACAGGUCAAGCAACAAAUGAAGAACAACAUCGUAUUCAAAAAGAAACAUUAAGUAAAAAAUUGAGUAUUGAAAAUAUGAAAAAAUCAACAAAACCAAAUGCACCUGUUCAAUUUACAGAUUCUGCAUUUGGUUUCCCCUUACCACCAUUAUCAAAUUCAACUAUAAUUAUGUUGGAUUAUAGAUUUCCUAUUCAUGUUGAAAGAGCAUUAUACAGAUUAAGUCAUUUGAAAUUGGCCAAUCCAAGAAGACCAUUAAGACAACAAGUGUUGUUGUCAAAUUUCAUGUAUGCUUAUUUGAAUUUAGUUAAUCACACUUUAUAUUUACAACAAUUGGAUGAAAAUGGUGGUAAUGAAGAAGAUCAAGAACAAGUUGCAAAUGCUGAUGGAAUUGAUGAUCAAGAACAGAUAAAUAUUGAAGUUUAG
Molecule: messenger RNA, 2292 nt
Organism: Hansenula anomala
Lineage: Eukaryota; Fungi; Ascomycota; Saccharomycetes; Phaffomycetales; Wickerhamomycetaceae
Gene: ZDS1
Product: Zds1p
Exons: 1
Coding region: 1-2292 (763 amino acids)
Biological process (GO): establishment of cell polarity; positive regulation of G2/M transition of mitotic cell cycle
Cellular component (GO): cell septum; cytoplasm
Source: RefSeq, a predicted model, not a curated record